CUUCUCUGUGAAGCAAACAAUUGAAUGCCAAAAAAAAAAAUACUGAGAAAGAAAGCCAGGUAAUAUGCAUAGUUGUUGCUGAUGCUAAGCCAAAGAAAAAAAAAUCUUUGAAAAUGAGAAGUUAGCUAAAGAAAGAUAGCAAGGAACAGAAAAGAGGGAGAAAAGCAAAGGAAAGGAUUCCAUUUCCUUCUCUUUUUAACACUUUGAUCUCUGUUUCAAUCUGGUAUUGAAUAUAAUCAUCAACCGAUUUUCUGUAUUUCCUUUGAUUGGAAAUUUGAGAUUGGGAUUGGAAACAGAGAAAUAGAAAGAAAGAGAAUGGGUCUUGAUGUAAUGAGAAUUAGAGUUCAAAUCAGGAGAUUUUUUAUCGUUUCAAUUAGGACAUCUUAUAAAUCAGUUUGUAAACAUCCAUUUCUUGUGGGGUUGGUGUGUUUCUUGAUAUACCUGUACAGAUCAUUUCCCUUUUUGUUUUCCCUUUUAGUCUCUGCAUCCCCUGUUUUGGUUUGUACUGCUGUUUUGCUUGGUACCCUAUUGAGUUUUGGGGAACCAAAUAUCCCUGAAAUUGAAAAAGAGAAAGAAGAAGAAGUUUCCCAUGAGAUUUCUUCUUUGAAAGCAGGGGUUCUAGGGGAUGCCACUGUUGUUGUUGAGAAAGAUGGGAGCUUUUUUAUAGAGAAUUUUGAGGGGAAGAGAAAGGAUACAGAAAAGGAAGCCAUUCGAGAAGAGAAUUGGGAGAAGAAUAGGGUCAGUAAGAUUGAGGGAGAUGUUGGUUUAGAUGAUUAUGUGCCACUGAUUGAUGAGAGUUCUCAGGAUAUUAAAUUUAAGAAAAAAGUGAUUGGAGAAGUGCAGAGAGAAUUUGAUGAUUUGGAAUAUGAGAAGAACGGGGAAAUUUACGAGGAGAAACAAGGGAUUAGAGAGAUCUUGACUAAUGGGGAGGCUGUUGAGAAUCAUUAUUCUCUGAUUCAAAAUGUGGAAGAUGAAAGUCUUCGAGUGGAAGAAGAUAAAUCCCCUGGAGAGUUUAUUGAAGAUGAAAAGGGCCAUCAUUUGGGUUCUAAGCUUUCAUCUUGGAAACGGUUAAAUGAUGAUGAUGAGGAGGAAAAGGAGGGAGAAGAGGAUGAAGAGGCUUCUGAUUCUGGGUCUGAUGGGGCUGAGAGUUCCUCUCCAGAUGCUUCAAUGGCUGAUAUUAUUCCGAUGCUGGAUGAGCUUCACCCACUUUUAGAUGAGGAAACUCCACAGCCUGUUCGUAUGUCUCAUGAUGGAUCUGAUGCUGGUUCAGAGUGCUCUAAUAAGAGUAAGGAGAGCAGCAUUGAGUCAGAGGAGGAUAUUGAAAACCAGCCAGAAGAAGAAGAUGAUGGUGACGAUGAUAAUGACAAUGAGGAAGAGGAAGGAGAAGUACAGGGAGGUAAAGAGGAUGAGAGUAAAUCUGCAAUCAAAUGGACAGAGGAUGAUCAAAAGAAUCUCAUGGAUUUGGGGACUUCAGAGCUUGAAAGAAACCAGCGUCUAGAGAGUCUUAUUGUUAGGAGAAGAGCUCGUAGAAAUGUGAGAUUAAUGGCUGAGAAGAAUCUUAUAGACUUGGAUGGGGCUGAUCUUCGCUAUAAUAUUCCACCUAUUUCAACAACAAGACGCAACCCCUUUGAUGUUCCUUAUGAUUCUUAUGAUGAUGUUCCUGGGUCUGCUCCGUCUGUGUUGUUGCCAAGACGUAAUCCAUUUGAUCUUCCUUAUGAUUCAAAUGAGGAAAAACCUGAUCUUAAAGGUGAUAGUUUUCAGCAAGAGUUCUCACCAUUGCAGCAUAGGGAACCACUCUUUCGAAGGCAUGAAAGUUUCAGUGUGGGACCAUCAGUUUUGGGUGGUUUCAGGCAAGAGAGACAGGAUUUUCAAUGGAAACCAUAUUUUGUACCUGAACGAUUCGCUUCUGAGGAAACAAGCUAUCAUACCUUCCAACGGCAAUUAAGUGAAGCAAGUGAGUCAAAGUUGAGCUCAGUUCCUGAUACUGAAUCAGUGAGUUCAGCCGUGGAGGAGGAGGACAAGAAGCUCAACGAAGAUCUUUCUCAAGAAACAGAAAUGAUCUCCAAUUUGGAUCAUGCUUCUGUCCUUGUCGAACGUGGAAGCCUGUCAUCUGAAGAUGUUGACUCUUUGGACAUUGAAAACAUUGAGAGGAGAGAUUUUCACCAUGAUGGGGAUGAAAUUGCACUUGGAGAUGCAGAAAAUCACCAUGAAUUAGAUUCAAGUUUAUCUACAUCAGGAGGGGCAACUCCUGUAGAACUUAAUACACGUGAAAUUCUUCUGCGAAUGGAACCAGGUGAAGAGGAUUAUAGCAGCAGAUCAAGCCUAUCAACAACGUCAGAAGUUGAUGAAAAAAUAUCUGACGUGAAAAAGAGAUCAAUGAGUCCAGAUCCAGGUAACAGCCAGAUUGAGGAAUCUCACAUUUCAACCCAAACUUCACUUGAUUCAGAUUUUUAUUCCACGAGUGAGGUGGUGGAUGAAAUGCAAGAAAGGGAGCCUGUUCUGGAGCCAAGAGGAAACAAUACUACAGAACCUGUCAGUGUGAUGCAAAUGUCUUCUGAUUCAGAUUUUCAUUUUACAAGUGGUGUUGAAGAUGAUAGACAUAUUGAGCCUGUUUUUCAGCCAAAAGGUGAUCAUAUUGGGGAUUCUAGCAUUUUGAUGCAAGCUUCACUAGAUUCAGAUUCACAUUUCAAGACUCUGGUGGUAGAUAAUGAUCAACAACAGAAGCCUGUUCUGGAGCCAAGUGGUAAUCUUAUUAGGGAAUCUUGCAUUUCAAUACAGACUUCACUCAAUUCAGAUUUUCACAUUACAAGUGGGAUGGUGGAUGACAAUCAACAUAAGGAGCCUGUUUAUGAUUCAAGCCCCCAAGCAGUUGACAAGUUCCUCUCUUUCUUGUCAAUCUCUUCUGCUCCACAAGGAGAGACGUCAGAAAUGGGUUCGCUUCCAGCAUCAGAUGAAUUCGCUGCUAAAGUAUCUGAAGUGCAUACUGAGAUUAUGGGGAAAGAUACUUCUGAUCACAAAGAGACGAAUGAAGGCUCCUCAAAAGAAUGCUCGCUAUAUGAAAAUGGAUCAAGCUCAAGGGAAGUUACUGAAAUUGAGCCUGAUGUUGCAAAGGUUGGGCUGUCAGGAGAUAAUCUAGCUUUCGAUUUUCAAAAUGGCAAAAAUGGGUUUAUGAAGUCAGAAUUGGUGGUUGAGCAUAAUGCAGCUGAUUCACCUCCAUCUUCAUCAAACAAUGGAUCUGUGAAGGUGGAUCUAGAAUACAAGGAAGAAAGCUCCGAUCAUGAACUGGAGGAACUGCACCUGUCAAGUCCUAACGCUGAAAUAAUUGUUGGGGUUCACCAAGAUGUAAUUGAUAAGUUGGAUUCUGCCUCUUUUGAUAAUCAGAUUGCUUCUGAAGAGACAAUUUUGCAUGCACUAGAGGAACAACAUCCUUCAGUUGCAGUUGAUGUUUCAGUGGACUCCAAAUUAUCUUCUUCAGAGUCUGAAUAUGUAGAGGAGCAUGCAAUGCUUAUGGAAGGCGUUUCACAGCCUAAAUGGGAAGGAGGCCAAUCAUCAGGUUUUGAUGCAGAGGUCCAUGCUUACAGUUUAGUGGCUUCAAGCUUUGAGCAUAUACCUUCUAAUUAUUUAAAUUUGUCUGAAAAUGAUGAAAGACAGCUUGCAGUGGUGGCUGAGCAAGUUUUAGAGGCUCAUACGCAUGCAUCCUCUUCAGAGAUUAAGCAUUUGGAGGAGCUUUCAUUGAGGAGGGAAGAAGAUCUCCGGCAUUCAUCAAGUUCUGAUGCAAUGAUUGGUGAUGACCUCCUUCAAGACGCAGAUGUGAAGCUUGUUUCUUCAGGUUCUAGUUAUCAGCACGUGCCUUCAGAGGCAAAAUCUCCCUAUGAAGUGGAGAAACAGCUGUCUUGGUCAGAUAUUUCUGUUGUUGAACCAUCCAUAAAUGAUGAUGAUGAUGAUAAAUCCCAGGAACCGUCUGUCACCCUGGCAGAGUCAACAGCAGGAGUGAACGUUGCCAACAACUUACAUGUGCCUGAAGUCUUCAAUCAUGAGGCAUCUGAAUCUGCUUCAGUCCCACCAGAGAGUCUAGAGUACAAAUUGAAGGUUGAUGAAGUUGAUUUUAAAGACAAUAUCCUCGAUAAAAUUCUCUAUGAGGACUUAGAACACCCUGACUAUUCAGUAGAAACGCACAGGUCUUCUGUUGCUGAGGGAAAUAUUAAUGAGGAUGGAGAUGAGGUAAAGGAGAUUGAUGAGGGAUUGUUGUCAGAACUGGACACAGUUGGGGACUUUAGUGUCAAAAAAGUGGUUGGUGAGUCACUUCAUGAUGAACACAUACCAGGACAAACUAGCACCGUGAUUCCUGAAUACAAUUUGUUAUCAAUAGAUAGAAGUGUGCCAGAGAUUAAACCAGAACUCCCAGUCCUUGAACUUAGAUCAGUUACAGAUAUUGACUUGGCAUUCAAGCAACUUCAUGAAGGAGUAGAUGUUGAGGAGGUCAUCCUUCCAAGUAUGAUUGAGGAUCAACCAGUUGUUGAUAAAGGCCCUGGUGAAACCAACUCAGAAUUGCGAGUUGUUGAAGCAAGAUCUUUGGAAGAUCUACAUGUUGCCAUGAAGCAAGCAUCAGAACUGUCUGAUUUAAUGGGAAGGCCAGCGGGAGUAAAUGAAGCAGGUUCUAGCAGUUGUAUUAAGGAGCUUCCAAUUCUUGAACUUAGAAUGAUUAAUGAUAUUGACCUGACAUUCAAGCAACUUAAUGAAGGUGUAGAUGUUGAGGAGGUAAUCCUUCCCAGCACAAUUGAACAAUAUCUAGCAAAUAAUGAAUCUAGAGAUCCUCAACAAUCUAGUUUUGACCUGCAAGUUGUUGAAGCAAGAUCUCUGGAAGAUCUUCAUAGAGCGUUGAAACAUGCUUCAGAAGAAAAUAUUGAAGAGAGAUCAAAACCAUCAGAUUUAAAGAACUGGCCAAGAGAAGUAAAUGAUAUGGGUUCUAGCAGUUCUACCAAGGAGCUUCCGGCUCUUGAAGUUGGUGCAAUUGAUGAUAUUGACCUGGCUUUCAAUCAACCUAACAAUGGUGUAGAUGUUCCCAGCAAAGUUGAGCAGCAUCUUGUUGUGAAUGAAUCCAGAGAUCUUCUACAUUCCAAUUCAGACUUGCAUGUUCUUGAAGCAAGCUCUGUAGAAGAUCUUCAUAGUGCCAUGAAGCAAGUUUUGGAGGUUAAUAUUGAGGAGCUGCCUAAAACAUCAGAUCCAACCAAAGAGAUAUCAAGGACUUCAGAGGCAAAUGAAAUGGGUCCCAUCAAGGACAUUGAACCAAGUAACGUAGAAGCAACUGAAGCAGGCAUUAUCCAGGAGAGAGUGGAUCAAGUGCUGUAGAGCUUGAUUCUCAAGAAACGAGUGCUGGGUUUCUGGGCGAACCAAAGCUUUGAUUUGAUGAAACAUCUGGAAUUUCAAGUUUGAACAUAUCAGAUGAAAAGGUAAGAAUGCAAAAUCUCUUAGAUUGAGCUCUAGUUCCAGCUCUAGUUCAAGCUUCACUGAUACAGGUUGAAAAAGAGAAUUGCCAGAGAGUAAGCGAAAGAAGUUUUGUGGUUUUGAGUUUUCCUUUGAUAUGGUUUACUUCUGCUAUCAUCAGCCUUUUGUUUCCAUAGUCUGGUUUUCUAUGUUGUUUUCAUUAUUGAUAGUUGGUUUUUGUUUGCCUUUUCAAUUGAUUGACCUCUUCAAGAAUGAGUUUUGGUUUGACUUCUUGAAGUGUGAUUGUUAUUAUUAUUAUUAUUUUUUCAUCUUCUAUCUUUAAGAGGUGAGAAGUUUGAGGGUUUUGGAGAGAAAAUAUUGAAAUAUUUGAAUAUUGUAAAUUAUAUUUUGUAGAAGUAAUGAUUUGAUCAAUGCCAUAUGUAUAUAGUUUUGUGCGUC
Molecule: messenger RNA, 5883 nt
Organism: Hevea brasiliensis (rubber tree)
Lineage: Eukaryota; Viridiplantae; Streptophyta; Magnoliopsida; Malpighiales; Euphorbiaceae
Product: COP1-interactive protein 1
Exons: 4
Coding region: 316-5349 (1677 amino acids)
Source: RefSeq, a predicted model, not a curated record